AUGCCUCAUUCUUCUCGUACAGGUGAAUUAAUUUUCGAUCCCGAGGUAGAGAAGAUUGCGCGUAGAACAAGAAAAGAGACCAGACAACUCAGAGAGGAGCACUCAAGUGCUGCAUCUCAGAGACCUGAGCCAGAAGUUGAACCAGCAGAUUCGUUUGGUGACACUUCGAGUGACUUGGAGCAAGAAGAAAUCCCUAUGGUUAAUGCACGAACAUUAAGGGAGUUGGCUGCUCCUGAUUUAACUCAGCAGCCUUUAUGCAUUACUUUCCCGAGUUUGAGUGACAACAUUUCAAUUGAAUUGAAAUCGGGUCAAAUUCAUCUUUUACCUUCUUUUCAUGGUUUACUAGGUGAGGAGCCGUAUAAGCAUCUACAGGAGUUUGAUGUCGUGUGCAAUAGUAUGAAGCCCCCGGGAAUCACAGAAGAGCAGAUAAAAAUGAGAGCAUUCCCCUUCUCCCUAAAGGAUUCAGCAAAAGAUUGGUUGUACUACCUACCACCAGGUAGUAUCAUCACGUGGGACCAGUUGAAGAAAAAAAUUUUAGAUAAAUAUUUCCCUGCGUCCAGAGCUGCGAGUUUAAGGAAAGAAAUUUGUGGUAUCAAGCAGCAUCCAAGGGAGUCGCUUUAUGAAGACAGGAGUAUCAUUGAUGCUACGAGUGGAGGGGCACUGGUGAACAAGACCCCUCGAGCAGCGUGGGAGCUAAUUGAAGGAAUGACGGAGAAUUCGCAGCAAUUUGGUACGAGGGAGGAUGUCUCGCUACGCAAGGUGAAUGAGGUAGAGACAUCCUCUAUCCAGCAGCAGUUGACGGAGUUAACCUCGUUUGUUAGGCAACUGGCUAUAGGGAACGCAUCUCAGGCCAAGGUGUGUGGGGUUUGCACUGGUAUGGGUCAUUCAACAGACAUGUGCCCAAUGAUCCAAGAAAAAAGUAUGGAGCAAGUGAACAUGACUGGUCACGCGCCCGCGCCAAGAAAUCAAUAUGACCCAUAUUCGAACACCUGCAAUCCUGGUUGGAGGGACCAUCCCAACUUCAGUUAUGCAGGAAAUAGGCAGUCCAAUUUUAUGCCAAGUAGACAACAAGAGUACCAGCAACAGUAUCAAUUUCGGCCCCCACCACCUCCAUCGAGCACCAGUCCAUCUUUGGAAGAUAUGAUGAAACAAUUGAUGGCUAGUACUGCACAACACCAGGAAAAGACGGACUCCGAACUACGGAACAUAAUUAGUCAGAUGGAUCAGAUACAAGCGAUGUAG
This is a messenger RNA of Coffea eugenioides, 1242 nucleotides long. RefSeq lists its product as uncharacterized. The transcript has 2 exons. Bases 1 to 1242 code for a protein of 413 amino acids. Lineage: Eukaryota; Viridiplantae; Streptophyta; Magnoliopsida; Gentianales; Rubiaceae. The record is from RefSeq and is a predicted model, not a curated record.